Molecule: messenger RNA, 1955 nt
Organism: Coffea eugenioides
Lineage: Eukaryota; Viridiplantae; Streptophyta; Magnoliopsida; Gentianales; Rubiaceae
Product: isochorismate synthase, chloroplastic
Exons: 16
Coding region: 26-1645 (539 amino acids)
Biological process (GO): phylloquinone biosynthetic process
Cellular component (GO): plastid
Molecular function (GO): isochorismate synthase activity
Source: RefSeq, a predicted model, not a curated record
CACUUUUGGAAGGCGGUCCGCUAAUAUGUCCAUUAAAAGAUAUGUCUUUUCAUCGUGUUCAUUAUCAAUGAACGGUUGCCAAGGUGAUGAUCAUGACCCAAGAGCUCCCAUUGGAACCAUUGAAACUCGGACUUUUCCCGCUGUUUCUACUCCGGCAUUGGCCGUAGAAAGUCUCAACGCAGCCAUUGCUGAUAUGCAAUCACAGCCUUCAGCUUCUGACUCCGGAAUCAUCCGUCUUGAGGUGCCAAUACUAGAGCAAAUUGAAGCACUGGACUGGCUUCAUUCACAAGACCAAAGUCUUCAUCUCCCACGCUGCUUCUUUUCCGGUAGAAAUCGAAUCACCAUUUCUGAUUUAUCUCAGAGCAUCAAUGGCAAUGCCUUCAAUCCCCGUACUUCCACUUCAGUCGAAGACAACGACGUCGUUAGCGUUGCUGGGGUGGGCUCUGCCGUCCUCUUUCGCAGCCUUCAUCCCUUUUCUUAUCAUGAUUGGCUCUCAAUCAAGAGGUUUUUGUCCAAGAACUGCCCUCUGAUUCGGGCAUAUGGAGCUAUUCGGUUUGAUGAGAGGGCAAGCAUAUCACCAGAAUGGAAGGCUUUUGGUUCAUUUUACUUCAUGGUUCCUCAGGUUGAGUUUGAUGAACUAGAAGGCAGUUCAAAAAUUGCUGCAACUAUUGCUUGGGACAAUGCUCUCUCAUGUACAUAUCGAAAUGCAAUAGCUUCCCUUAAAAUGACAAUGGCCAGGGUUUCCUCUGUUGUUACGAGGCUAAGGCAAGAAGCUUCUCAUGCUUAUAUAACAAGUACUGAUCAUGAUCCCAGCAGAAAAUCAUGGGACAAAUCUGUAAACCAGGCUUUGGAAAGGAUAAAGGGAGACUAUUCACUAUUAAAAAAGGUUGUACUUGCACGUAGUAGCAAAGUUGUGACGUCGACAGAUGUUAACCCUUUGGCAUGGUUGGGUAGUCUAAAGGGUGAGGGAAAAGAUGCUUAUCAAUUUUGUCUUCAACCUCCAGAAUCUCCAGCAUUCAUUGGUAACACUCCAGAGCAACUAUUCCGUCGUGAUGAGUUCAGCAUUUUUAGUGAAGCUUUGGCUGCAACCCGAGCUAGAGGAGGAUCAGAGUCUUUAGAUCUUCAGAUAGCACAUGACUUAUUCUCCAGUCCCAAGGACCACCACGAGUUUGCCAUAGUACGAGAAAACAUAAGAAGAAAACUAGAGGCUGUGUGUUCCAGUGUAGUAAUUAAUCCAGAGAAAGUUGUAAGAAAGCUGUCCAGGGUUCAACAUCUUUAUGGUCGAUUUUCUGGGACAUUGCGAUCUGAAGAUGAUGAGUUCACAAUAUUGUCUUCCCUUCACCCAACUCCAGCAGUUUGUGGCUUUCCUACUGAAGUGGCACGGGAUUUUAUUACAGACACUGAAAUGUUUGACCGAGGGAUGUAUGCUGGUCCUGUUGGUUUCUUUGGAGGAAGACAGAGUGAGUUUGCUGUUGGAAUCAGGUCUGCUUUGAUUGGAAAGGGCAUUGGUGCACUAAUUUAUGCUGGACUUGGCAUAGUUGAAGGAAGUGAUCCAGCUCUAGAAUGGGAGGAGUUGGAGCUCAAGGCAUCACAGUUUAUGAAAUUGAUGAAACUAGAGGUGCCCACAUUGGCAACAACAGUGUAGUAGGAGGAAUGAACAAACACAAGUCCAGCUGGUGGUAGAUAUUGGAGUUGUUAAAUAUUCAAAAUCCUGCAAAAUUUGCAGAUUGCUCGGACAAAGUUUAGCAUUCACUCAUUUGCGUAAUGAUUAAUGCAUCAUCUUCAGCAUAAGCAGCUGGGCAGAUUAAGGAAUACUUGUUGAUGUUGGAUGUAAAGAAGUCUUCUCCUUUUUCUUCUUUUUUCUUUUCACUGUUAUGUGGCUUCAUCUAAGCUACCAAACUCUUAUUGUAAGAAUGCUUUAAUGUCUUUCUCCAGUUAUAUGACAUACCACAGAA